Molecule: messenger RNA, 2475 nt
Organism: Micropterus dolomieu (smallmouth bass)
Lineage: Eukaryota; Metazoa; Chordata; Actinopteri; Centrarchiformes; Centrarchidae
Product: gastrula zinc finger protein XlCGF57.1-like
Exons: 1
Coding region: 221-1468 (415 amino acids)
Source: RefSeq, a predicted model, not a curated record
GGAGAGGAGUCCAAGUCUGGACCAGGAGGACCCACCAGAGCUCCCACACAUUAAAGAGGAACAGGAGGAACUUUGGACCAGUAAAGAGGGAGAGCAGCUUCGAGGGCUGGAGGAGGCUGAUAUCCCCAUCUUCACAUUCACUCCUGUCCCUGUGAAGAGUGAAGAAGACAAUGAAGAGAAACCUCAGUCCUCACAGCUUCAUCAAAGACUAACUGAACAGAUGAAGACAGAAGCUGAUGGAGAGGACUGUGGAGGACCAGAACCAGCCAGGAACUCAGAUCCAGCUAGACAUUUACAACCAGAUACUGAUGACAAGGCGUCACCCUCCUCUGAACCUGAGUCUGAUGACAGUUUUGAUUGGGAGGAUAUCAGGAAACAAGCUGAAUGUGCUACAAGCUUUGACCACAAGGGACAUUUGCAAGAAAACAAUGGAAUCCAAACAGGAGAGAAACUAUUUAGUUGCUCAAUCUGUGGUAGAAGAUUCCUCUGGAAGAAGUCCUUAAUGACUCAUAUGAUACUUCAUUCAGAAGGAAAAUGUUUCAGCUGCUCUGUUUGUAAAAAAACAUUUAAAUGCAGGGUAAAGUUUGUGAAGCAUGUGAGAUUUCACACAGUGGAGAAACCCUUCAUUUGUUCCUUCUGUGGUAAAAGAUUCCCACACAACUCAAAUUUGACCUCACACUUAAGAGUUCAUACAGGAGAAAAACCUUUCAGCUGCUCAGUUUGUAAAACAAGUUUCAGUAAUAGAAGCACUUUGUCCAGACACAUGAGAAUCCACACAGGAGAGAGACCCUUCAGUUGUUCUGUUUGUGGUAGAAGAUUCGCACAAAAGUCACGUCUAAGACAACACAUGAGAAUCCACACAGGAGAGAAACCCUUCAGUUGUUCUGUCUGUGGCAGAAGAUUCACACAAAACUCAUCCUUGACCUCACACUUAACAGUUCAUACAAAAGAAAAACCUUUCAGCUGCUCAGUUUGUAAAACAAGUUUCCGUGUCAGAGGUGAUUUGUCCAGACACAUGAGAAUCCACACAGGAGAGAAACCCUUCAGUUGUUCUCUCUGCGGUACAAGAUUCGCACAAAAGUCAUGUUUGAAACAACACAUGAGAAUCCACACAGGAGAGAAACCCUUCAGUUGUUCUGUCUGUGGCAGAAGAUUCACACGAAGCUCAGCCUUGACCUCACACUUAACAGUUCAUACAGGAGAAAGACCUUUCACAUGUUCAGUUUGUAAAACAAGUUUCCGUGUCAGAGACCAUUUGUCCAGACACAUGAGAGUUCACACAGGGGCGAAACUAUUUAGUUGCUCUGUCUGUGGUAAAACAUGUGGAGAAAAGAGAAAUAUGAAUCGACAUAUGAGAAUCCACAGAAAGGAGAAACCAUUUUGUUGCACUGUAUGUAAUAAAAGAUACACUCGGCUUGAGCAUCUCAAAAACCACAAGUGUGCUGGUGAGAGCAGUGGAAGUAAAUGAAGCUGCAGAGAUGAUUGUUGAGCCGAUUCCUUCCAGCAGGAUUGAUGUACUGAGGGCAAGACCAGUAGGUCAUCUGUUAUUUCAACAUUUUGAUUCUACAUUAUUAUGUUAUAUAUUUUAGCUUUUUAAAUACCUCAAUGAAACACUUUUUCUUUAUCAAUUCAAUGACUUUGGAAUUUCCAACUUUAACUCUUCAUAGAUCAACAUAUAUAACAUCAUAACAACAGCAUGUCUAGGUGAACUGGAAAGUUAGCUGAAUGUCCGUUGGCAAGUCAUUAAACGUCACCUAACCCACACAUGGCUGUAACUGCUGAAAUCGUGUCCAUACAACGAGCUUCUCUUUUUUUUUUUUUUUUUUUUAGCAUGGCCUGAGUCCUCCUGUACAGUAUUACCCAGUUCUGAGUAAACUUCACUCUCCUCCAUGUUUGUUUAUUCUGAAUACAAAUUUCUUCCCUGAAGAACCAGCAUGUGUGGAAGGACAUAGGAACAAAGUUAGUUUUUCAUUAAAUCUGUUGAGUAAUUUUGUUCCUUUCAGUUAUGCAUUAGGCUAUGUCUUAUGUUUUAUGCACUGACAAUAUAUUAUGGACAGAAAAGCAACAUAAAAAUGGCAAAACUUCCAAUGUUCCAAGUUUGAAGUCUAUAAAGAUCCAUCCUUGUUCGGUCGAUAGGUUUCACUUGGUUGUGAAGUUAAGCCUUGUGACAUCUUUGCUGAAGACCCGCCUUGAUGAGACAGAGGGCGCUGUUUCACUUAUUGCAUUUGAAAAAAGUCCUCUAUUGAGCAGAUGAAGUCUCAUUUUCAUUUUCAAAUAGUUAGAAAAUAGCAUUUUGACAUAAGACCAUGGUGACAUGGACUUGUAAAUGCAAUAAACAUGGGGCGCUGUUUUGCCAAUUGCAUUUGAAUGUCCACUUUUGCGCAGGUAAAAUGAAAUUGAAAAUGAAAUGUCAAAUCCUGUUUCCUAGAAAGCCCACACAAGUAUGUGAAAAUGAAAAUAAAAAUUGGAUCAUUG